GCACGAAGCCGCCCCGCGUCUCGGUUCCCAUUGGCGCAGGGCGGUGGCGGUGGUGGGCGGGGCUGGAGUGACGCAGCCCCCCCCGCAUCUGUGACCCGACCGACCCGGAUUUGAUUCAAUCAGAUUCCAACAAGCCCGGAGGGUCUCCAGCCACCGUCACCCGCCGUCCUUCUCCCCGCCGCGGCCAUGGCGCUCAGUGAUGCUGAUGUCCAGAAACAGAUCAAGCAUAUGAUGGCUUUCAUUGAGCAGGAAGCCAAUGAAAAGGCUGAAGAAAUAGAUGCCAAGGCAGAAGAAGAGUUCAACAUUGAGAAGGGUCGCCUGGUGCAGACACAGAGACUGAAAAUCAUGGAGUACUAUGAAAAGAAGGAAAAACAAAUUGAACAACAGAAGAAAAUUCAGAUGUCCAACCUGAUGAAUCAGGCAAGAUUGAAAGUCCUCAAGGCAAGAGACGACCUUAUUGCCGAUUUGCUGGCUGAGGCCAAGCAGAGACUUGCCAAGGUAGUGAAGGAUGCUGCCAGGUACCAGACACUGCUGGAUGGACUGGUUCUACAGGGUUUCUACCAGCUGCUUGAGCCCAGACUGAAUGUCCGUUGCCGGAAACAGGAUCUCUCUAUGGUUAAGGCUGCUGUACAGAAGAGCAUCCCCAUCUACAAAGCUGCUACCAAAAAAGACAUUGAUGUUCACAUUGACCAGCAGACAUUCCUGCCAGAAGAUAUUGCUGGAGGUGUUGAGAUCUAUAACAGUGAUGGUAAAAUCAAGGUUUCCAAUACCCUGGAAAGCAGACUGGAUCUCAUAGCCCAGCAGAUGAUGCCAGAAAUCCGAGGGGCACUCUUUGGUGCCAAUGCCAACAGGAAGUUUUUGGACUAAGCCUGAGGGAAAGUGGAAUCUGUUCCACUGCCAUAUUGAGGAGAGAUGCAAAAAAGCAUCUAUUCAUUUAAACCCUAAAAAAAAGUACCUUUUUCAAUGCUAUAAUGUGUUGUCCAAUGUGUGUUCUUCGGUGGAAUAAUUUUGCAUACCUGCUGCGCUUUGCCUGACUUAUCAAGUGGUUACAAUGUAUUAAUCAAAAUGAGGUAAAGACCACCCCGUCCAGAAGUGACACUGGAGAAUGAAUGCAGUUGGGCUCUUGGCUUGUCCUGCACUCCUGUGGCUAUAGUAAGAUUAGUGAUGGUGAAGUACUAUGCUGCCCAUCGAAGCAACCUUUCCAGUUAAGGGCUUCUCCGUGUUCUGUUAUACAGAGGGCAUGCAACCCUUCCCUGGGCGAGAAGUGUAGCUUUUUGCUUGGUCAGGCCCAGAGUUUUCUGUUCUGUAUAUGUGAGUGAAGUCUGAGCCUGUACUACUUAAUUUAUUAAAAAUAAAAAGGUGUGUGUGUGUCUGUGUGUA
Chelonia mydas (Green sea turtle) is the source of this 1380-nucleotide messenger RNA. RefSeq names its product ATPase H+ transporting V1 subunit E1 (gene ATP6V1E1). Gene Ontology annotation, biological process: proton transmembrane transport. Gene Ontology annotation, cellular component: proton-transporting two-sector ATPase complex, catalytic domain. The record is from RefSeq and is a predicted model, not a curated record. The transcript is spliced from 9 exons. Gene Ontology annotation, molecular function: proton-transporting ATPase activity, rotational mechanism. Lineage: Eukaryota; Metazoa; Chordata; Testudines; Cheloniidae. Bases 187 to 867 code for a protein of 226 amino acids.